Messenger RNA from Arabidopsis lyrata subsp. lyrata, 3180 nucleotides. RefSeq names its product receptor-like protein kinase FERONIA. Gene Ontology annotation, molecular function: ATP binding; protein kinase activity. The transcript is spliced from 2 exons. Gene Ontology annotation, biological process: protein phosphorylation. NCBI's taxonomy places the organism in Eukaryota, Viridiplantae, Streptophyta, Magnoliopsida, Brassicales, Brassicaceae. The coding region runs from base 203 to 2878 and encodes 891 amino acids. The record is from RefSeq and is a predicted model, not a curated record.
CGCGUAGAGGGAGGCAACAAUCCUGUCCGUUUUGUCGUCUUUAACUAUACUUACCUCUCCACUCAUUAAUUGUUCUCUCUCUCUUCCCCCAAAAAAAUAUCUCUGUCUUCUCCAAAAACUCUCUCCGAUUUCAUCGCUUAGGGUUUCUUCGCCGAUUCUUCAGAUCUGAGAAGAAGAGCUUCCCGGAGACUGUUCUUGAUCGAUGAAGAUCACGGAGGGACAAUUCCGUCUCUCUCUUCUUCUUCUCUUAUCUGCAGCAACUUUAAUCUCAGCUGCUGAUUACUCUCCAACAGAGAAAAUCUUAUUGAAUUGCGGUGGUGCUUCUGAUCUCGUUGACACAGAUAACCGUACAUGGAUCUCCGAUGUCAAAUCAAAAUUCUUAUCUUCUUCAUCAUCAGACUCCAAAACAUCACCAGCGUUAACACAAGAUCCUUCCGUUCCCGAAGUUCCUUACAUGACGGCUAGAGUUUUCCGAUCUCCUUUCACUUACACUUUCCCUGUAGCAUCAGGUCGUAAAUUCGUGCGUCUCUACUUCUAUCCAAACUCAUACGACGGUCUCAAUGCUACGAACUCGUUGUUCUCCGUCUCCUUUGGUCCUUACACUCUUCUCAAGAACUUUAGCGCUGCUCAGACGGCGGAGGCGUUGACUUACGCUUUCAUCAUCAAGGAGUUUGUUGUGAAUGUUGAAGGUGGAACAUUGAACAUGACGUUUACACCGGAAUCAACUCCGUCUAAUGCGUAUGCGUUUGUUAAUGGGAUUGAGGUUACUUCAAUGCCUGAUAUUUAUAGUAGUACUGAUGGGACUUUGACCAUGGUGGGAUCAUCUACUUCUAUUACUAUUGACAACAGUACUGCUCUUGAGAAUGUUUAUAGGCUUAAUGUUGGAGGGAAUGAUAUCUCGCCUUCCGCCGAUACGGGUUUGUAUAGGUCGUGGUAUGAUGAUCAGCCUUAUAUAUUUGGUGCAGGACUUGGGAUUCCAGAGACUGCUGAUCCUAACAUGACCAUUAAGUAUCCUACGGGGACUCCUACUUAUGUUGCUCCUGUCGAUGUUUAUUCAACCGCUAGGUCGAUGGGUCCAACAGCUCAAAUCAAUCUCAACUACAACCUUACUUGGAUUUUCAGCAUUGACUCGGGGUUUACUUACCUUGUUAGGCUUCAUUUCUGUGAGGUUUCUUCCAACAUCACUAAGAUCAACCAACGGGUGUUUACAAUCUAUCUCAACAAUCAAACUGCUGAGCCUGAAGCUGAUAUUAUUGCUUGGACUAGUUCAAACGGGGUUCCGUUUCACAAAGAUUACGUGGUGAAUCCUCCAGAGGGAAAUGGACAGCAAGAUAUGUGGCUUGCUCUUCAUCCUAACCCGAUUAACAAGCCGGAGUAUUAUGAUUCUAUUCUUAAUGGAGUAGAGAUAUUCAAGAUGAAUACAUCUGAUGGUAAUUUGGCAGGUCCCAAUCCUAUACCUGGUCCACAGGUGACUGCAGAUCCAUCCAAAGUUCUAAGCCCAACUUCUGGGAAAUCAAAAAGCAAUACGGCUAUCGUUGCAGGCGCAGCCAGUGGUGCGGUUGUUCUGGCCCUUAUCAUCGGUUUCUGUGUGUUUGGUGCUUACCGCAGACGUAAGCGUGGUGAUUACCAGCCUGCAAGUGAUGCAACAUCAGGGUGGCUUCCACUUUCUCUGUAUGGAAAUUCACAUUCUGCUGGCUCGGCCAAGACCAACACAACAGGAAGUUAUGCCUCUUCCCUUCCGUCAAAUCUUUGCCGUCACUUUUCGUUUGCUGAGAUUAAAGCAGCCACUAAAAACUUUGAUGAGUCCCGGGUGCUUGGUGUUGGAGGUUUCGGCAAGGUUUACAGAGGAGAAAUUGAUGGUGGAACUACAAAGGUAGCCAUCAAGCGAGGAAACCCAAUGUCUGAGCAAGGUGUGCACGAGUUCCAGACUGAGAUUGAAAUGCUUUCAAAGCUUAGACACCGUCACCUUGUGUCCUUGAUUGGAUACUGUGAAGAGAACUGUGAAAUGAUCUUAGUGUAUGAUUACAUGGCUCAUGGUACAAUGAGGGAGCAUCUCUACAAAACCCAGAAUCCUUCUCUUCCGUGGAAGCAACGUCUUGAGAUAUGCAUAGGGGCAGCCCGGGGCUUGCAUUAUCUACACACUGGUGCAAAACACACAAUCAUCCACAGAGAUGUGAAGACAACAAACAUUCUAUUGGAUGAGAAAUGGGUGGCCAAGGUCUCUGAUUUCGGGCUCUCAAAGACUGGUCCUACACUAGACCACACACACGUAAGCACGGUCGUGAAAGGAAGUUUCGGUUAUCUUGACCCAGAGUAUUUCAGACGGCAGCAACUGACUGAGAAAUCCGAUGUCUACUCCUUUGGCGUCGUUCUAUUCGAAGCCCUAUGCGCACGGCCAGCCUUGAACCCAACACUUGCAAAGGAACAAGUGAGCUUAGCUGAGUGGGCACCAUACUGCUACAAGAAAGGCAUGCUUGAUCAAAUAGUCGAUCCCUAUCUCAAGGGAAAGAUCACACCUGAGUGCUUCAAAAAGUUUGCUGAAACCGCGAUGAAGUGUGUACUAGACCAGGGCAUUGAGAGACCAUCAAUGGGAGAUGUUCUGUGGAACUUAGAAUUUGCGUUGCAGCUCCAGGAAAGCGCAGAGGAGAGCGGAAAAGGAGUGUGUGGUGACAUGGACAUGGAUGAGAUUAAGUACGAUGAUGGCAACUGUAAAGGAAAGAACGACAAGAGUUCUGAUGUGUAUGAAGGGAAUGUGACGGACUCGAGGAGCAGUGGAAUAGACAUGAGCAUCGGUGGUCGGAGUUUGGCCAGCGAAGAUUCAGAUGGACUCACUCCAAGUGCUGUGUUUUCUCAGAUCAUGAAUCCAAAGGGACGUUAGAGAGUCUUAAAACACGGUACACUACUACCUACCUUUCUAAACCGGCUCCAUCCAAAGGAGACGGGUUCGUUUCUCCUUUUUAUAUUUUUUCUCUUAACUAUUUAUUAUUAUUCCCUUUGCUGUUAUUUAUUUAGAAUUUUGGAUUGUGUAUUUGAUACUACCACGAUGGAGAGUGUAAAAAAUAAUGUAUUUUUUUUUUUUUCUUCUUUCUACAAAACAUUAAACAUGAAUCGCGUCAAUGUACUCUUUCGUUUGUUAUCUAUAACGCUUUUGGUAAUGGAUGUAUCGUUCGUUACUAACUA